CACAAAUACGCAUAUUCCAAUUGGUACUUGUAAUACUUUUGGAACUUUCUAUUUCCCCAAAAUAAAAAAUAUCUCCUUACUUUUCUUUUUUAAAUAGACUCCUUUUUCAGAUUUUUUUUUUAUAAUUCUGAACCUCCUACAUUGUCUUCACACAAUUCUGCUUUCAUUUCAAACUUGUAUAAGGUAGACUAGCCUCUGGAAUUCCGGGGAUGGAGACUACCACGAAAGCCAAUGGUGCUACUAAAUCUAAGAUCCCCGAUGAGAUUCCUGUUGCUGCUAAACCACUAGCAGAAGAUCCGGCUGAUAUUGCAUCCAAUAUCAAGUAUCAUGCUCAAUACAAUCCACAUUUUUCUCCUAUCAAGUUUGAACCCGAACAAGCGUACUUUGCAGCAGCAGAGAGCGUCCGCGACCGUCUUAUACAACAAUGGAAUGAGACCUAUCUGCACUAUCACAAAGUUGACCCAAAGCAAACAUACUACCUAUCUAUGGAGUUUCUUCAAGGCCGAGCAUUGACUAAUGCCAUUGGGAACCUUGACAUUCAAGAUGCAUAUGCCAGUGCUUUGAAUAAGCUCGGUCAUGAACUUGAAGAAAUCACCGAGCAGGAAAAAGAUAUGGCACUUGGAAAUGGUGGUUUAGGGAGGCUUGCAUCUUGCUUUUUGGACUCAAUGGCAACAUUGAAUUUGCCAGCAUGGGGGUAUGGUCUAAGGUACAGGUAUGGGCUCUUCAAACAGAGUAUCUCUAAAGCAGGGCAAGAAGAGAUGGCAGAAGAUUGGCUUGAGAAAUUUAGUCCUUGGGAAGUUGUCAGGCAUGACGUAGUGUUCCCCGUCAGAUUUUUUGGUCAUGUUGAGGUCCUCCCCUCAGGAUCCCGAAAAUGGGUCGGGGGAGAGGUUCUACAAGCUCUAGCAUAUGACGUGCCAAUUCCAGGAUACAAAACUAAGAAUACUAAUAGUCUCCGCCUUUGGGAGGCUAAAGCUAGUGCUCAGGACUUCAACCUGUUUCAGUUUAAUGACGGGCAGUAUCAGUCUGCCGCUGAGCUACAUGCUAGAGCUCAACAGAUUUGUGCUGUUCUUUAUCCUGGAGAUGCUACAGAAGAAGGAAAACUUCUUCGACUGAAGCAACAGUUUUUCCUAUGCAGUGCGUCACUACAGGACAUUAUUUCCAGAUUUAAGGAAAGACAUGAUGGAACAAGUCCACGCAAGUGGUCAGAGUUUCCAAGCAAGGUGGCAGUGCAACUGAAUGACACACAUCCAACUCUUGCAAUACCAGAACUAAUGAGAUUGUUAAUGGAUGAAGAAGGAUUAGGAUGGGAUGAAGCGUGGGAUGUGACUUCAAAGACAAUUGCCUACACAAAUCACACUGUCCUUCCAGAGGCAUUAGAGAAAUGGUCACAAGUGGUAAUGGCAAAGCUUCUUCCCCGCCACAUGGAAAUAAUCGAAGAAGUUGACAAACGAUUCAUUGCGAUGGUAAAAUCAACACGCCCCGAUCUUGAGAGUAAGAUUUCUGAUAUCCGCAUUUUGGAUCACAAUCCAAAUAAGCCCGUUGUGCGCAUGGCAAACUUGUGUGUGGUCUCUGGGCAUACAGUUAAUGGUGUAGCGCAGUUGCACAGUGACAUCUUAAAGGCUGAGUUGUUUGUAGAUUAUGUUUCCAUAUGGCCAACUAAGUUCCAAAACAAGACCAAUGGCAUAACACCUAGACGGUGGCUCAAAUUUUGUAGUCCUGAACUCAGUCAAAUAAUAACAAAAUGGCUGAAAACAGACAAGUGGGUGACUAACCUAGACCUACUCAUUGGUCUGCGAGAGUUUGCUGACAACCCAGAACUUCAAGCUGAAUGGGAGUCUGCUAAGAUGGCUAACAAACAGAGAUUAGCUGAGUACAUACUGCGAGUAACAGGCGAAAGCAUUGACCCAAAUAGCCUCUUCGAUAUCCAAGUGAAGCGCAUCCAUGAAUAUAAAAGGCAAUUGCUGAAUAUUUUGGGUGCUGUGUAUAGGUACAAGAAACUAAAGGAAAUGAGUCCUGAAGAACGGAAGACCACGACUCCAAGAACCAUUAUGAUUGGUGGGAAAGCAUUUGCAACAUACACUAAUGCCAAAAGAAUAGUUAAGCUUGUGAAUGAUGUAGGUGCUGUUGUUAACACUGACCCUGAAGUUAAUGAAUACUUGAAGAUAGUUUUUGUGCCUAAUUACAAUGUAUCCGUAGCUGAAGUUCUUAUACCAGGAAGUGAGCUCUCACAACAUAUCAGCACCGCAGGCAUGGAAGCUAGUGGCACAAGCAACAUGAAAUUUGCACUCAAUGGAUGCCUCAUUAUAGGAACGUUGGAUGGAGCUAAUGUCGAAAUCAGAGAAGAGGUUGGAGAGGAGAACUUUUUCCUCUUUGGAGCAACAGCAGAUGAAGUCCCAAAGCUCAGGAAAGACCGAGAGAAUGGACUGUUCAAACCAGACCCUCGAUAUGAAGAAGCUAAACAAUUUAUUAGAUCCAAGGCAUUUGGAAGCUACGAUUAUGAACCACUCCUUGAUUCUCUAGAAGGGAACUCUGGCUAUGGUCGUGGAGACUACUUUCUUGUCGGUCAUGACUUCCCAACCUACAUAGACACACAGGCACUAGUGGAUGAAGCAUACAAGGACAGGAAGAGAUGGACAAAAAUGUCGAUUUUAAGCACAGCCGGAAGUGGGAAGUUUAGCAGUGACCGAACAAUCUCUCAAUAUGCUAAAGAGAUCUGGAACAUAGAGGCGUGCCCUGUGCCAUAAUUGUAUAGCUCGACUGGCCUCAUAUCUUGGCUACUUGAUUCUUGAUACUGGUGGUAUAAUCUGGUAGAAAGAAGAGUUGUGAAGAACAGAUGGUUGGAUAUACUUUAUAAAUUUGAUAUUUAUAUUUUAUUAUAUGUUAUUGUCCUAAAAGUAUCUUUUCUGUAUGAUAUGUAAUUUAAACUCUUUCUAUACCUAAAAGAGACCCAGUUUAUUGGCGUUC
Messenger RNA from Erigeron canadensis, 2964 nucleotides. RefSeq names its product alpha-glucan phosphorylase, H isozyme. NCBI's taxonomy places the organism in Eukaryota, Viridiplantae, Streptophyta, Magnoliopsida, Asterales, Asteraceae. Gene Ontology annotation, cellular component: cytoplasm. Gene Ontology annotation, biological process: glycogen catabolic process. The transcript has 16 exons. The record is from RefSeq and is a predicted model, not a curated record. Gene Ontology annotation, molecular function: pyridoxal phosphate binding; glycogen phosphorylase activity. The coding region runs from base 210 to 2744 and encodes 844 amino acids.